UCAAAUUGCUAUCGAUUAUUUUGGGCUAAAGAGGUUGGACAAGUUCCAAUUAGUAUCAAAUGGCCUAUCCAACAGACUGGACUCCCCUUAACAGCAAUGGAGUGGUUGUUCAAAGUGACACUAGGGCUGAUUGUAAUUGCUGGCUUAGCUGAAGGCACGCAGGCUCAAAGUACUGAUUUUGAGAUUCGCUGCGGUCGGUUUUCGUUUGCGUUCUUCGCCAACCCGAGCGAUUGCGGUAGGUUCGUGUUCUGCGAUGAAGGAGUGCCGGUUGAGCACGAGUGCGAGCCGGACGAGAUCUGGUCCCAGCGAGACGCUAGCUGUGUGCUGGGAGAUAGGGAAACCUGCGAACUUUGGGAUGCACGGGAUGCUUGCCUUGGGUUGGACGAUGGACACAUUGGUUUUCCGAGAAAUUGCGAAAGGUACAUAAACUGUUUCGAAGAGCAGGCCGAGAUUGUGGAUUGUGCGCUGGGAUGGAUUUAUGUGGAAAAUGGAACCGAUUGUGUGAUCGGCAGUGCGACGCUGUGCAAAUCGUUGGAAUAUCUUUGUACAGAUAACGAAACACAAAAUCUUUUCAUUCAUCCCGAUUUUUGCGAUGCCUUUAUUAGUUGUGACGCAAAUGAGAUUAUGUUGGACUUUUGUCCCGCAAAUGAAAUUUUUCGUUCGGAUAUCCAAUUUUGCGCUCCAGGUGAUCCGGAAAGAUGUACUCCUACUAGAUUGGACGAUCUUUGUGUAGACAGGCCCAGCGGUAUUGUUGCGCAUCCUCAAGGAUGCACCAAAUUUGUGGAAUGCUACGAGAACAGUCCAACCGAAGUGCAGUGCCAGCGAGGUGAAGUAUUUAACCCACGGAAUGCGGAGUGUGUUGUCGGUAAUGAUGAGACUUGCGAGGUGUUGGGUGAAGUGUGCAAUAACCAACCAAAUGAAUGGGUAAUCGAAGCGCUAAAUCAUUGUGACCUUUAUAUUAGGUGCUCCGACAAUAGCUCUUCGCUGCGUUCAUGCUCACCGGGUACCAUUCUUCGCCCAGAUAUGCAAUUUUGUGUUCCAGGCCACAACGAAACUUGUGAGUUUACUCCUCUUGAAGAAAUGUGCAAUGAGUUACCUUUUGGAGCGGUUUUUCCUCAUCCGCAUGACUGUGGGAAGUAUGUGAGCUGUGCAAUCAAUUCAGUUUUGGAAAUUCCUUGUCCAGUGAAUCACAUCGUUAGACCGGGCACUAUCGAAUGUGUUCCCGGGGACCCUGCUACCUGUCAACUUUUAGAAGGUUUAUGCAUCGACAGAAACGACGAGAGAAUCCCUCAUCCAACUGAAUGCGGCUCCUACAUCCACUGUCACGAUGAUCAGUCAGCCAUUCUGAUGUGUCCUUCAGGAGAAAUAUUUGAAGAGAUUGGACAAAAGUGUAUGCCGGGAAAUACCGUAACAUGUGAGCCGUUGAUUUGCAUUGAUCAGGAGACUGUUGUUUCACCUCACCCUAAUCUAUGCAACUUGUUCAUUCAAUGCGAAAGCGAAAAAGUUUUCCUACAACAGUGUAUUCAAGGAUCCAUAUUUCAUCCAACUUUACUAGUUUGCACGCCGGGUAAUAUUACCAGUUGCGUUUUAGAUCCAGUCGAAGAAAUGUGCGUGGAACGAUUCGAUGGAACACGUUAUCCUUAUCCGUAUAUACAUGAAUGCACCCGGUACGUCGUCUGCAUCAAUGGUCAAUCCAAUGUACGAUCCUGCCCUGACGAACAUGUCCUGCUACCACAAUAUUUGGAAUGCGUACCAGGCGACGUUGAUACUUGUGAACAUUUUGAAGAUCUCUGCUCCCCAGACCAUGAAGAAAUCUUUCCUCAUCCCAGCAGAUGUGAUAUCAGAAUCGUGUGCAUCGCUGGAAAGCCUGUUCUAGAAUUUUGUCCCGAUGGGCAAAUCGUUGAUCGGGAAUCGUUGCAAUGCGCUCCUGGUGACAUCAACGACUGUUCAACACACGAGUUCCAAUGCGAUGGCCAGCCUGAUGGUGAUUAUGAGAACCCAGAUGACUGCACCCAAUUUAUCCGUUGCAUCUCUGGAGAGGCAUCGAAACUGAACUGUCCAGAUAGCGAAAUUUACCGCCCGGAAGUGGCGUUUUGUGUUCCCGGUGAUGCUACUAACUGUGAAUAUUUUCCGCUGGAAACAAUGUGUUUAAGUUGUCUAAAUGAUCGACAAUAUCCUCAUCCGGUUGACUGCGAUAAAUUUGUCAUUUGUCAAAAUCAAGAACCAACGGUGCAAGAGUGUGAACGAGGUACAGUUAUUCAGCCUGGAACAACGGACUGUAUCGCUGGAAAUACUGAAAAUUGUGAAGUGUUAGCUUUGUGUAGGGGAACGCGGGGCAAGUCCGACACCUUAAGCGCAAUAAUUUUUCUAAAAUUCCACAAAGUUCCUAAAAUUGUAUAUUCUGUGCAUAAUCCUUGUUUAGGUGGUUCUUAACAAAAUAUAAUUUUUUCAGCGUUUCAAAAAAUUGAAUUCAUUAAAAAUUAUUGGUUGCCAAAAAAUGGAGAAAAAUGUCAUUUUAAAAACGCUGCGGGUAAGACCGACACCCCAAAGGGGCAAGAGCGACCCCCUUUUGAUCUUUCUUUCUGUCUAAUUGUUUCCAAUGUAUUGUGUAUGUGUGAUAACGUGCAAUUAUGUGUAUAUGAGUAUGUGUGAUGCAAACGCAUACUUUCUGUAGUUUCAUCGCGUAGCAAGAGGAAGAGCAUUCGAAUGCGUGGUGUUAUGAAUAAAUCAUGUUUAACGCAUGGU
Molecule: messenger RNA, 2745 nt
Organism: Topomyia yanbarensis
Lineage: Eukaryota; Metazoa; Arthropoda; Insecta; Diptera; Culicidae
Exons: 1
Coding region: 97-2433 (778 amino acids)
Cellular component (GO): extracellular region
Molecular function (GO): chitin binding
Source: RefSeq, a predicted model, not a curated record